CUCUUCCCGGGGGUGGGUGGGGUCGGGCGCGGUGGCGAGAGGACCCGAAGGUGGCCGCAGCAGCAGCCGCGCCGCAGCCUCGAAGCCGGCCCGGAGCGCAGGGCGGUCGCCGCAACUCCCGGCUCCCCUCCCCGUGCGCCCGUCCAUGGCGGCCGCGGGGCAGCUCUGGCUGCUCUACCUGUCCGCUGGGCUCCUGCCUCGGCUCGGCGCCGCCUUCAACCUGGACACCCGCUCGGACAAUGUGAUCCGGAAAACGGGGGAGCGCCAGAGCCUCUUCGGCUUCUCGCUGGCUAUGCACCGGCAGCUGCAGCCCGAGGACAAGCGGCUGUUGCUCGUGGGGGCUCCCCGGGCGGUGGCCCUUCCGCUGCAGAGGGCCAACAGAACAGGAGGCUUGUACGAAUGUGACAUCACCUCUGAAGGGCCCUGCACUCGGAUUGAAUUUGAUAACAACGCUGACCCUUCAUCAGAAAGCAAGGAAGAUCAGUGGAUGGGGGUCACCGUGCAGAGCCAAGGUCCAGGGGGCAAAGUUGUGACAUGUGCUCAUCGAUAUGAGAAAAGGCAACAUGUUAAUACAAAGCAGGAAUCCCGAGACAUUUUUGGAAGGUGUUACGUCCUGAGUCAGAAUCUCAGGAUUGAAGAUGACAUGGAUGGAGGAGAUUGGAGUUUUUGUGAUGGCCGACUGAGAGGCCAUGAAAAAUUUGGUUCUUGCCAGCAAGGUGUAGCAGCUACUUUUACUAAAGACUUUCAUUACAUUGUGUUUGGAGCCCCAGGCACUUACAACUGGAAAGGGAUUGUUCGCGUAGAGCAAAAGAAUAAUACUUUUUUUGACAUGAACAUCUUUGAAGAUGGGCCUUAUGAAGUCGGGGGAGAGAGCGACCAUGACGAAAGUCUAGUCCCCGUGCCUGCCAACAGUUACUUAGGCUUUUCUUUGGACUCAGGAAAAGGUAUUGUUUCCAAAGAUGACAUCACCUUUGUGUCUGGUGCCCCGAGAGCCAAUCACAGUGGAGCUGUGGUUUUAUUCAGAAGAGACAUGAAGUCUGCACACCUCGUCCCUGAACACAUAUUUGAAGGGGAAGGGCUGGCAUCUUCAUUUGGCUAUGAUGUUGCAGUGGUGGACCUUAACAAAGAUGGGUGGCAAGAUAUAGUUAUUGGAGCCCCACAGUAUUUUGAUAGAAAUGGAGAAGUUGGAGGUGCAGUGUAUGUCUACCUUAACCAGCGAGGCAGAUGGAAUAAUGUCAAACCAAUUCGUCUUAAUGGAACCAAAGAUUCUAUGUUUGGUGUUGCAGUAAAAAAUAUUGGAGAUCUUAAUCAAGAUGGCUACCCAGAUAUUGCAGUUGGAGCGCCCUAUGAUGGUAAAGGAAAGGUUUUCAUCUAUCAUGGAUCUGCGAAUGGAAUAAAUACCAAACCAACUCAGGUUCUUGAGGAUAGCAAGUCAAAUUAUUUUGGAUAUUCAAUUGCUGGAAAUAUGGACCUUGAUAGAAAUUCCUACCCUGAUGUUGCUGUUGGUUCCCUCUCAGAUUCAGUGACUAUCUUCAGAUCCCGGCCGGUGAUUAACAUUCAGAAAACCAUCAUAGUAACACCUAACAAAAUUGAUCUCCACCAGAAAACGUUCUGUGGGGCACCUAGUGGGAUAUGCCUCAAGGUUAAGGCCUGUUUUGAAUAUACUGCCAAACCCAAGGGUUACAAUCCUUCAAUAGCCAUUCUGGGCACAGUGGAAGCUGAAAAGGAAAGAAGAAAAUCUGGGUUAUCAUCAAGAGUUCAUUUUCGAAACCAAGGUUCUGAGGCCAAGUAUACUCAAGAGCUAACUCUGAAUAUGCAGCAGCAGAAGGCAUGCAUGGAGGAAAUGCUCUGGCUACAGGAAAAUAUCAGAGAUAAACUGCGUCCCAUUCCCAUAACUGCUUCAGCAGAGAUCCGAGAGCCUAACACUCGGAGGCGAGUGAAUUCACUUCCAGAAGUUCUUCCAAUUCUGAAUGCAAAUGAACCCAAGACAGUACAUAUGGAUGUGCACUUCUUAAAGGAGGGGUGUGGAGAGGACAGUGUGUGCAACAGCAACCUUAAACUAGAAUACAAAUUCUGUACCCGAGAAGGAAAUCAAGACAAAUUUUCUUACUUACCAGUUCAAAAAGGUGUGCCAGAACUAGUUCUAAAAGAUCAGAAGGACAUUGCUUUAGAAAUAACAGUGACAAACAGCCCUUCUGAUCCGAGGAAUCCCACGGAAGAUGGUGAUGACGCUCAUGAAGCCAAGCUUCUUGCAACUUUUCCAAACACUUUGACUUACUCUGCAUACAGAGAGCUGAGGGCUUUCCCUGAGAAACAGUUGAGUUGUGUGGCCAACCAAAACGGCUCACAAGCCGACUGUGAGCUUGGAAAUCCUUUUAAAAGAAAUUCCAAUGUUACUUUUUAUUUGAUUUUAAGUACAACGAAGGUCACCUUUGACACCACAGAUCUGGAUAUUAAUCUGAAGUUGGAAACAACAAGCAAUCAAGAUAAUUUGGCCUCAAUUACAGCUACAGCAAAAGUGGUUAUUGAACUGCUUUUAUCGGUCUCCGGAGUUGCUAAGCCUUCUCAGGUGUAUUUUGGAGGUACAGUUGUUGGUGAGAAAGCUAUGAAAUCUGAAGAUGAAGUGGGAAGUUUAAUAGAGUAUGAGUUCAGGGUAAUUAACUUAGGUAGACCUCUUAAAAAUAUCGGCACAGCAUCUUUGAAUAUCCAGUGGCCAAAAGAAAUUAGCAAUGGCAAAUGGUUGCUUUAUUUGGUGAAAGUAGAAUCCAAAGGAUUGGAAAAGACAGCUUGUGAGCCACAAAGUGAAAUAAACAGCCUGACCCUAAAGGAGUUUCACAGCUCAAGAAAGAAGCGGGAAAUUGCUGAAAAACAGAUAGAUGAUAGCAGAAAAUUUUCCUUAUUUUCUGAAAGAAAAUACCAGACCCUUAACUGCAGCGUGAACGUGAACUGUGUGAACAUCAGCUGCCCACUGCGAGGGCUGGACAGCAAGGCCUCCGUGCUUUUGCGCUCAAGGCUAUGGAAUGGCACGUUUCUAGAGGAAUAUUCCAAAAUGAACUACUUGGACAUCCUUGUGCGGGCUUCCAUUGAUGUAACUGCUGCCACUGAGAAUAUCAAGCUGCCAAAUGCAGGCACCCAGGUUCGUGUGACUGUGUUUCCUUCAAAGACUGUAGCUCAGUAUUCAGGAGUACCUUGGUGGGUCAUCCUAGUGGCUAUUCUUGCUGGGAUUUUGAUGCUUGCACUAUUAGUAUUUUUACUAUGGAAGUGUGGUUUCUUCAAGAGAAAUAAGAAAGAUCAUUAUGAUGCCACAUACCACAAGGCUGAGAUCCAUGCUCAGCCAUCUGAUAAAGAGAGGCUUACUUCUGAUGCAUAGUAUUGAGCUACUUCUUUAAUUGUGUGGAUUCUUUAAACGCUCCAGGUACGAUGACAGUGUUCCCCGAUACCAUGCGGUAAGGAUCCGGAAGGAAGAGCGCAAGAUCAAUGAUGAAAAAUAUGAUAACCUUGAAAAAAAACAGUGGAUCACAAGGUGGAAUGAAAAUGAAAGCUACUCCUAGGCGGGUGGAGGGGCAGAAAAGCUUCGCAGUACCUAUGCUGUUUUUUUUUCCCCCAACUCAAAUUCAAAUGGAUUUAAAAGCCUGUUCAGUACCUGAAUAUUGAGUUCAGCCAGACUACAUACAGUAUGAACCUACAGUUUUAACUAUGGAUAUCGUUAUGUGGCCCGAGGUUCUGUUUUGCACAGCCAAAUUUCAGACUGUUGGAAUGGAUUUUUUCUUUAACUGCCUUAAUUUAACUUCCCAGUUUGCCUUUGUCUUUGUCGUGGCUAACUCCCCUGUGCUGGGGAAGGGCUUGCCGCCUGCACCCAGUCACUGCGCUCCCAGAAUGGCCGUCCCCACCCUCAGCACUGCCCUUGUGAACACUCUUUCUUCCCAGAGGACUGAAGACCUACCCAUUAACUGUCCUGCGUCUCAAGACUCUGCCGUCAGGGUAACUGUGUCUCAAUGUAAAGUGCUUUCUUAAAUGUGCAAUAGAAGGUAACAUUGCCAUCCCGCGAUCUUCCUCCAUUUCCUAGAUGUGUGAAUACUUGUUCACACCAGAUACGUACAGGUUUCAUUCCCCCUUCUCACCAAAACACACAGGUGCAAGAGACUUGAAUGCUAGUUAAACUUAUUUGUAUAUGGUAUUUAUUUUUUAUAAAUCAUUUUGUUAUUGACUAACAGGCCAAAGAUUCUCCAGUUUACACUUUAGGUUGGAUUAAACAGUCGAAUUAGAAUAUGGAAGUCACUGGUUUGACCUAACCUAUUUACUGCAAAAAAGAAUAUUCUUUAUAAAUAUACACAUAAGUUAUUAAGACAUCACCCUUCACGACAGUCCUCACCUCCUCCCUCCAACCCAAAAGGUUUAAAAAAUAGGAUUUAUCCAUAAGAUGUUUAAUUCUUACCAGACAUCGGGUAUUUUUUAGGUUAGAGCCCUGUGUGAUUUCUGAAUUUCAUGCUGUAACAAUCAGGAGCUCUUAGAAAUAAUGGUGUGUUUGUUGAACUUCAGUGCUGUUUAGUUGCUGCUGCAAAUACUAUAUCUUUAGGACUUGAAGGAAAUGGUGAGUGCCCAUGGUGGACCUGAACCGAUCCGGUAUAAGACUACUGAGUCACAUAGAACAUCAUGGCUUUUAAGUUUUUAAAUGUUCCUGGAAUCAUUUAAUCAGUGAGUUGAUGUGCUGUUUUUUGUUCUGUUUCUCCCCCAUCUGGGCCCCCGAAACCACUUUGGGACUGCUCCAACAAGAACUUUUAAUUGUUUAAUUGUAAAAAUGAAGGUGGUGGGGAGGCAGACAUUCUAUACAUUAAAUAGACAUUGAAUAGAUAUGAGGGCUGAAUUUUAAUUAUUGCAUUUCCAAAUAUUAAGCUAUAUUAGGAGCAACAGCAAACGGGCUAAUUUGGAUAUAGUAUAAGCAGCGUCUCAGCCACAGCUGCAUGUGCCGUUUUGCUUUGGAGGAUUUUUCUUUUUUUUUCCAGAAAUCUUACUGCCCUUAAGAUACUUAGGACAUUUAGUUGUAAUUUGGUAUGUUCAUGCACAAAAAUUUCUCCAAGAUAGGUCAUAACAGUGUUUAAAAUCUCAGUUCUAUAAGUAACUUGGAGCCUACUGCACUGGCUCUACAGGUUGCUAAGAAGCUGGUAUUGUGAAAGUGCUUAUAGACCUCUGUUAUAAAAACAAAUGUCCUGAAAAGUGGGGAGUGGAUGGUUCAACAACAGAAAUAAGAAUGUAGUGAUGUUUAAAUUUAAACAUGUCAUCUCAAGUCAAAUCACUGGUCUGUUUGCCUUUGAUACAUUUUUAUACUAACUAGCAUUGUAAAAUUAUUUCAUGGUUAGAAAAUACCUGUGGAUAUUUGUAUGGAAGUGUGAAAUAAAUUUUUUUAUGAAAGUGUUCA
This is a messenger RNA of Manis javanica (Malayan pangolin), 5416 nucleotides long. It is a transcript of the gene ITGA6, whose product is annotated as integrin subunit alpha 6. The record is from RefSeq and is a predicted model, not a curated record. Gene Ontology annotation, biological process: integrin-mediated signaling pathway; cell adhesion mediated by integrin; cell-matrix adhesion. Gene Ontology annotation, cellular component: integrin complex; external side of plasma membrane. NCBI's taxonomy places the organism in Eukaryota, Metazoa, Chordata, Mammalia, Pholidota, Manidae. Gene Ontology annotation, molecular function: integrin binding.